AUGUUGAGUAACUAUAUAUGUUGACUGCAUAACAUCCUCGGCGGGGAAAUUUCCCAGUGGAGGUGCAAGUAGAGAAGGGAUACGCAAUCAUGGCUCUGACUGUUUGGCGUGGCAGUGUCCCUCAGCUGUACAGGGCUCUCAGUGGAGCGGUUUCGGUAGCUGCUCGGCAGCAGAGCACAGCGCCCCAACCAAGCACUGCUCCUGCAAAGUACAAGCCAUAUUCACCCUUCCAGAACACAUCCAAUGCUGCAGAAUUUGCUGUUGCGAGAUUAGAUGAUUUGCUUAACUGGGGUCGUAAGGGUUCAUUGUGGCCCUUAACCUUUGGGUUGGCAUGCUGUGCUGUGGAGAUGAUGCAGUGUGCUGCAGCCCGAUAUGAUAUUGAUAGGUUUGGUAUCGUUUACCGAGCUUCACCUCGCCAAGCAGAUGUCAUCAUUGUGGCUGGUACAUUGACCAACAAAAUGGCUCCUGCUCUGAGAAAGGUUUAUGAUCAGAUGCCUGAGCCUCGUUGGGUCAUCUCCAUGGGUUCCUGUGCUAAUGGUGGAGGCUACUACCACUACUCCUACUCUGUAGUUCGUGGAUGUGAUCGCAUUCUCCCUGUAGAUAUUUACUGCCCUGGCUGCCCCCCAACUGCCGAGGCACUUCUCUACUCCCUCCUCCAGCUCCAGCGCAAGGUUAAGAAGAUGAAGACCCUGCAGAUGUGGUACAGGAAGUAAAGAAAAUAUACAGGCCACCUUUCACUGCUCUUAUAAUGAUAGAACGACAUGUUUAGCAUUAGGUAUAUGAUGUUAAUUUUUAUGCUCACUCCUGUACAUAAGGAAAUGUUUGGUCCUUUCAAAGGACUAAUAAUAUGAGGUGUUUUGGUGAGAAUUAUAUGCCUAUCUCCUUUAUUAGUUGGUUAUACCAUAACAAAAGUUACCUACACAGCACUGUGAGGUUGGUUAUUAUAACAUGCAGCAGAACCCUAUCUUUGUAAUAUUUAAUUUUCAGAAAUGGCAAAACUGUAUAUAUUAUAAAUAAACAUUAAUUAU
Molecule: messenger RNA, 1028 nt
Organism: Penaeus vannamei (Pacific white shrimp)
Lineage: Eukaryota; Metazoa; Arthropoda; Malacostraca; Decapoda; Penaeidae
Source: RefSeq, a predicted model, not a curated record